CGCGUUCGCCCACCUCUCUGCCGCCUUCGUCUUCCAUACAGCAGGAGUUUAACUUCUGGCUCCAUAUGAGCAACAACCUAUUGACGUUAAGCGUUCACUGAUAAUCGAUUCGGGUUUCGAUAAACGGCUUCGGUGAAUUGUUUGCUCGGUACCGUAAGCGCAGACUGAGAGGCGCGUGUACAGACCGCAGUGUCAGUGACAGUGACACAUCAGUGGUCUCGUGCGCGAGUUAAUGUGUGUACGGGUUCGUUCGGCUCCGGAGCGCUUUCCCCGCGGUUCCCCCAGCGUCUGCAACAAUGAGCGAAUACUUCAGCCUGUCGGACAGUGAUGUUAUCGGCUUUGACCUGGAUCACACGCUCUGCCGCUACCAUCUGAAGGAGACCUCCAGGUUGAUCUAUGAGAGCUUUGCCAGAUAUCUGGUGGAGCAUAAAGGCUAUGACCAGGACCUGCUCAACCUAACCCCUGCUACCUGGGAUUUCUGUUUCAAAGGACUAGUAGUGGAUCUGGAAGAUGGAAACCUUGUGAAGCUAGCUGAAGAUGGAACUGUCUUGAGAGCGACACAUGGAACCAAUGACCUCAGCACCGAAGACAUCAUCAAACAUUAUGGUCCAAAGAGGGAGUGGAUGCACUUCAAUAGCCUCAAUACCUCCUUCACAAGAUCUGCAAAAUACUAUUUCUAUGACAACUACUUUGAUCUACCUGGGGCUCUCCUCUGUGGAAGAGUUGUGGACAUGUUGCAUAAGCGAGGAAAUGAGGUGAAUUCCGACUUUUGGAAAGAUAUGGUUGCUGCCAUCGACCACAAUUACAAAACAUCUGCAUUCAAAGAGGAUGCAGGGACGUACUUCCCCAGUGUGAAGAGGGACCCGGGCCGGUACCUGCAGCCCUGCUCUGACUCUGUCAAGACCUGGCUGCGUAGCAUGAAGAAUGCCGGGAAGGUCCUCCUCCUCAUCACCAGCUCCCACAGUGACUACUGCAGGCUUAUCUGUGAACACAUCCUGGGGAAGGAUUUUGAAGAGCUAUUUGACGUCAUCAUCACAAACGCCCUGAAGCCCGGUUUCUUCUCCUUGGUGCCUCAGCAGAGGCCCUUCAGGACCCUUGUGAAUGACGUGGAGGAGAGUGAGGGCCUUCCAUCGCUGGACAAACCCGGCUGGUACUCCCAGGGCAACUGGCCGCACCUCCACGAGCUGCUCAAGACCAUGACGGGCAAACCAGAGCCCAAGGUAGUGUACUUUGGAGAUAGCAUGAGGUCGGAUAUGUUCCCUGCCUGCAGCUUUGGGAAGUGGGAGACCGUGAUGAUCGUGGAGGAAAUGGAGGGGGAGGGGGUCCCGAAGAGUGACGCAGCAAUGUCUAAUGAGGCCCAAGUGGAGCCGCUGGAGAAAAGGGGAAAGUUUGAGGAGCAGGGCAUGAAGUCUCCCUCUGAUGUGUCCAAGCAGUGGGGCUCCUACUUUGUCGACUCACAUAGAAGCGGAGGAGGUGACGAGGAGAGCCAGAAACUGACCUGGUGCUGCCACUGCAUUCACAAAUACAGCACCAUGGCCAUCCCUAGUGUUGAGCACAUAGCAGAUCUCCCCCUGGACUACAAGUUCUCCCGGUUUUCUCCCGACAAACCCUGCACAACCGGCUACUACCCCAGGCCCCCGGAUUCUUUGCUGAAGAGGUGCGAGAGUCUGUCGUAAAAAAAAAAAGAAAGGGAAAAAGUAAAAAAGAAAAUGUCCUCCUUUACCCCUUUGCCUCAGGAGAGGAAUGUGCCUCCCUUUUUGCCUGUAGUUUCGCACCUGACCCGCCGCCAUCUGUGGAGCACAGGAAGCAUACACUCCUCACCCAUUUAGAAAAACCAUGUGAAUGUAAGCCACAGUAUCUCUCUGUAAUAACGCCUACAUUUGAACGUUGUUUUGUGGUUUAGUGUACUGUACACGUGGAAGUACGACAAAAUAAGUGUGUGUGUGUGUGUCUGCAUACAGUAAUAAUAGAAAAUGUAGUGUUUUAUUGUUUCAUGUGUGAGGCCCUUAUUAUUUUCUAUGGUAGAUUGUUUAAAAAUCUUAAUUCUCUGAACUUUUCCAAAAUAAGGUGAACAUUUGACCGUCUCUUUAUCCCUGAAGUGAUUACCUCAAGAACGUUAUCUACUGUCAGCUGGACCCAGAUGGUCACAGUGUGUUUGUCCCUAAAAUUCCUUUGCCGUCAUUGUGUCAGUAUUUCUGUAUAACACUGUUAUUGUAAAGUUCUCUUUUCUAAAUAAAGUUUCACUGUAUGCAUUUCAGGAACCAUAACAAUAGCUUUAUGGUCCUCUGUUUCCCCUGUGUCAGUUUCGUAUAAAGUGUUAAUCUUCAGGUCAUUGUUGCUAAAGAACUGGCACAAUUCUGUCCUCUGUGUUGGCUGUCUCAAAAACACAACUUUGGGAAACACUUAAUAAUAAUAAUUGAUGAAGAAGACUAUGCUAGAUGUUCUCUGUAUUAUUUUUGGUGCAACGGUGACGUGCUCUUUGAGUGAUUGUGUAAAAACAUUGACUACUCGUGAUUCAUUCAUAUGCAGUACCAGAUUGAGAGAUGCCUACCGACUUCUGAAUGGUGAUUUUGUCGGUGUGCAUAGAUAAUAUUUAAAAGACAUUCAGUUUAGGAAAGAUCUGGAAGUUUGCUUGUUUCACUCACUUCACUAAAGGUUGAUUUCAGAUUUGUCUCUGUGCAUCUGGGAAGUGUUUAGCCUAGCUUAGCACUGGACUGCUCUUAGCCUCAGUCCAAUGAGGAAAAAUACAACUUGCAACAACUCCAAAACUUAAAUGUUACGUCUUGAUAUUUAGCAAGUUUGUCACAAAACAAGAGUGAACUCUAGGGGUCAGUUGAGUUCAUUUGACAACAGAGUUGGGACUAAACUAAAAUGGUAUCAUUGGUCCACUUGGUUUAUAUUAACUGAGAACCAACGUGGGAAUCCAUGCGUGCCAGGUCCAAAUGAUAGUCUGUGCAGUCUCAUCCCAUUCCUCUAGGGUCUACAUGUCAAUAUUUCUAAUACCUAACUGGAUCCAAGCUGACUCAAAAUAGGCUAUCAUCUAUUUUGGUCAGUUCAGGUCAACCCCAUUUCGGCUCGGUUCUUAUUAUCCAUGGGUCUAUUUUGAAAGAGUCUGAAUGUAUGCGGGUCACGUCUGCUUCUUAUUGUUGCGUUAGCAAAGGGAACAACAAUAGUUAUAGUUAAUAGCUAGUUUGCUAACAGGCAGGCCAGAGUGACCAUGCAUUUACAAACGCCCCCUUCUGGAGUGCAGGGUAGGCCUGUUGUGCUUGUACACUUGGAAUUUUAGUUUGAGAGAGAUCGUUACAUACCUAAUACGUAUUCUGUCUAAACUGUAGAUUGAAUUUUGAAUAAAAAGCAUCGGCCCUACUGUGUACGGUCACUGCACUUAGCUGGUCUUUGUCACAAAUAUAUUUUAGUUUCAACGUUGUUUUACAUAAACAAUACAAAAUGUAAAUAAAAUUAGUUUGGAGGUUUUUUUAGAAGUACUUUUUAUGGAGCCAGACUAGCUUCUUCGCUAGCUGCUAGCUUGUUUGCUAGACUUUGUGCUAAACUGGGUUAAACAUCCAAGGCUAAUCUCUACGUUAACCCCACACAGGUGAUACUGGUUUCAAUUUUCUCAUCUGGCUCUGAGUAAGUCAUCAUACAAGAGGAUUUCCCAAAUUACCUUUUAGAUGACCAUCAUUUCACAAAUAAAGAGAGAAUAUUUUGACAAUGAGCUGCACAUAGCUGAAAUAGGUACGUGAGAAUGGUCAUCCAAAGUGUAUUAAUACUUUUGCUGUGUGCGCACGUUUUCGGCAUAGGCUACAGCUGUGGUGAUUGUACUUUUCUUUCCUCAUUUUACCUGGAAAAUCUGACAUGCACAUUUGCCUUAUGUUGGAUUCAUUUGUGGUCUUAAGUUUUUGAAAACACAGGGAAAGUUCAAUUCUGUGUUCUAGUGUUGAAGUACUGUCAAUGAAAUAAAAUGUUCUACAAUUUUUUUUACAUGGGG
Cottoperca gobio is the source of this 3988-nucleotide messenger RNA. It is a transcript of the gene nt5dc1, whose product is annotated as 5'-nucleotidase domain containing 1. The record is from RefSeq and is a predicted model, not a curated record. The transcript is spliced from 12 exons. The coding region runs from base 297 to 1676 and encodes 459 amino acids. Lineage: Eukaryota; Metazoa; Chordata; Actinopteri; Perciformes; Bovichtidae. Gene Ontology annotation, molecular function: 5'-nucleotidase activity.